Mesorhabditis spiculigera is the source of this 2448-nucleotide messenger RNA. NCBI's taxonomy places the organism in Eukaryota, Metazoa, Nematoda, Chromadorea, Rhabditida, Rhabditidae. The record is from the annotation of a GenBank genome assembly.
AUGGGCCCCCGGGGAUGGCCGUGGCCAUUGGCCAUCAUCUAUUUCGUCUUUUGCGGCUUUUCGCUGCUCCACACUGCCGUGGCCGACGACCCGGUGCCCGCCAUUCUCAACGGCGCCCCCGGCCCGAACGGAACCAACGCAAACACGACCCAAAUCCGUGUGCCGACAGUUUUCGGGAUUCGCGUCGAACUUCCCCCCGACGACCCAUUCGGAUACGACAAACACGGCGUCUGCAUCGUCACCCCCGAUGAGGAGUUCAAGGUGGUCGUCUACGGGAAUCAGCUCGACAAGUUGGACAAGAUUGUUUUCACCGCUACCAAUAGCUGCUUGGAGGCUACAAAAGUGCUCGACGUGCAUAAUGACUUUUUGCAGCAUUUCCAGCAUCGAGCUUCUUUUAGAUUGAAACUCCCAAUGCUCCUCGAAAGUGUGCACGCCUACAAGAUGUGCGUCAUCCCGAAGAACAUCCCGGAGAAUUUCCUGUUAAAGCCGUUGGAGGACUUCUCAACUAUGAUCACCACCGAAAGGCCACCCAAGGAAUAUUUUCUACCUCUUCCGCUUCAGAUUGGGGUUAUCGUCUUCCUGUUGAUUCUUUCCGCUCUCUUCUCCGGCCUAACCCUCGGACUCAUGUCGAUGACACCCCAGGAGUUGCAGCUCGUCCAAAAAUCUGGCUCCCCCCAAGAACAGAAAUACGCCACGAAGAUCCUGCCCAUCCGCAAGAAGGGCAACCUGUUGCUCUGCUCGCUGUUGCUGGGGAAUGUCGUUGUAAACGCAGCCAUUUCUAUCCUAUUCGGCGAGCUGACGUCUGGACUGCUUGCGCUUGUCGUUUCAUCGCUCGGCAUCGUCAUCUUUGGAGAGAUUAUCCCGCAGAGUAUAUGCGUCAAAAAAGGCCUGGCCGUCGGCGCGCACACGAUCAUGAUCACGCAGGCGUUCAUCGCCCUGACCUUCCCGCUGGCGUGGCCCAUCUCGAAGCUGCUCGACUUUUUGCUGGGUGAUGAAUAUACGGCCUACGAUCGAAAGCGGUUGAUGGAGUUGAUGAAGAUGUCGAUGACGGGGGAUGCGCAUGCUUCGAACGAGCUGAAAAUUGCUGUGGGCGCCAUGGAAAUCGCCGACAAAGUUGUGCGACAGGUGAUGACGAAGAUUGGGGACGUAUUCAUGCUCCCCGAAAACACGGUGCUCAACGCGAAGACGAUUGCCGAGAUCAUUCGGAUGGGCUACACAAGAAUACCGGUGCACGCUGUUGGGGACAAGAAUGAUAUCACGGAUAUAUUGUUCGUGAAGGAUUUGGCGUUGAUCGAUCCGGAUGAUGAUUUUACGGUUAGGACAGUCUGUGGCUACCACAAGCAUCCCGUCAAAUUCGUGCUCGACGACACACCACUCGGAGUCCUCCUCGAGUCCUUCAAGAAGGGCGAAGGCCAUAUGGUGAUUGUCAAGCGCUGCGUGAACGAUGGUGUCAAAGAUCCGGCUUACGAGCUUGUCGGUAUCUGCACCCUCGAGGACAUUGUCGAAGAGAUCUUACAAGCCGAAAUCAUCGACGAAUUCGACGUGAUCACCGACAACGUGCACAAGACGAAACGAAAAAUGACCGUUGCGCCCCGAGAUAUGACGCGCUUCUUCGACAAGGAGGCCCCGCACAUCACCAUCUCGAUGCACCUCCAGCUGGUGGCCAUGCAAUGGCUCGUCGCCAACACGGAGGCGUUCAAGGAGAAAUACAUCAGCAAGGAGGUGCUGGAGCGAUUGGUGAAGAGCUCGGCGAGGAGGGUCGACAUCAGCUCGUUAAUGGCAAUUUCGGAGGCGGGGCGGCCAAGUGAGCAUUUGAACAUCCCGCGGUUGGCCCGACUCUACACGAAAGACGAACCGAGUGAUCGUUUCGUGCUCGUGCUCGAGGGUCGGGUGGAGGUUACGAUUGGACAGGGUGGUAUGAUGUUUGAGGCGGGCCCGUGGCACUCGUUCGGGAAUGAAGUGCUCGACAAGCUGACCCAGGGAGCCGCCACCCUCGGCCGAUCCGCCAGCGUUGUCGAUUCGAGCGAUGUGGCGGUGCGCAGGCCCGAUUUGAUGUUCAAGCCCGACUAUUCGGCGUUGAUCAAGGGCGAUUGCACAUACCUGGAAAUCACGAUCGGCCAAUUCAUAAAUGCCUACAAGUCGUCAUUAAUGCAGCGAGAGAAGGCUAGGGACCGUGAGCUUCACUCGACCGACCAUUCGGCGAAUGCCUCGCCAAAUCUCUCGGCCAACCGCCGGAUGUCGAUGCCCUCGACGCAAGGAUCAAUCGAUGAGGCCCCACUACCACCGCACCAGCAAGCGAUCGCCGAGGCCAAGGAAGCGGUAGAGACCCUCAACCAGGUGGAAGAGGCCCGAAAGCGGAAACAACGGAACCAUCGAUCCGGGAGUAGACAGGAUGAGGAGGAAAUCGAGCUGCUCAAUCACCCGACCCGGGAAGAAGAGGAGGAGGGA